Paramormyrops kingsleyae is the source of this 2136-nucleotide messenger RNA. RefSeq names its product integral membrane protein 2Ca (gene itm2ca). Gene Ontology annotation, biological process: negative regulation of amyloid precursor protein biosynthetic process. Gene Ontology annotation, molecular function: amyloid-beta binding. The record is from RefSeq and is a predicted model, not a curated record. Gene Ontology annotation, cellular component: extracellular exosome; plasma membrane; Golgi apparatus. NCBI's taxonomy places the organism in Eukaryota, Metazoa, Chordata, Actinopteri, Osteoglossiformes, Mormyridae.
UUUUAUGUAUUCAAGGGCCCCUGUCAAGUGCUGGGCCCACUGAAUCUGCCAGAACAUCCAUACCCCACGACGCCCCUGGGAAUACUGUGCCGUGACACUUCGACUUUUGUUCUGUCGCUUUAAGAGAGUUUGGGGAAAAAACGGCCAACUUCCGGUCGCUUGGAGCGAGCAGCAACAUUGUAACAUUGUAGCGGCAUCAAAAGGGGCUGCGAUCCAGGCGCGCGGAGUAGCUUCUGAACGGUACCUCUGCACGACCAGGAUGGUGAAGAUCGCCUUCCAGCCUGUCGCCGGGCAGAAGCCCGAGAAAGAGCUCAUCGACGGGGACAAAACUGAGAUCCUGAUCCCGCAUCCCGCCGAGGAGGAUCUGGCUCCUCCACUUCGUCCAAAGAAGAAUCCUUUAAAUGGACUGUGCUGUUUGACCUUUGGCCUCGUAGUGUUCAUGACCAGCCUUGUCCUGGCGUCCAUCUACAUCUACAGGUAUUACUUCAUACCUCAGAUCCGUGAGGAGAACCUGUUCCACUGCCGCGUGCUCUAUGAGGACUCCAUCUAUGCCCCGAUGCGUGCCCGCCAGGAGCUGGAGGAGAACGUGGGCAUCUACCUGAAGGACAACUACGAGCAGAUCAGCGUCCCUGUGCCCCACUUUGGUGGGAGCGACCCAGCCGACAUCAUCCAUGACUUUCACAAGGGUCUGACGGCCUACCAUGACAUCGCACUUGACAAGUGCUACGUCAUCGAGCUGAACAGCACCAUCGUGAUGCCACCACGGAAUCUCUGGGAGCUCCUGGUGAACGUCAAGAAGGGGACCUAUCUUCCUCAGACUUACAUCAUCCAGGAGGAAAUGGUGGUAACCGGACGUGUGCACAACGUGCGGCAGCUGGGUGCCUUCAUCUACAGGCUGUGCAACGGCAAGGACACCUAUUGGCUGAAGCGCAGAAACCCCCGGAAACGCAUCGACAAACGCCGGGCCACAAGCUGCCAUCGUAUCCGCCACCUGGAGAACACGUUCGUGGUGGAGACGGUGAUCUGCGAUGCCGCCUGAAAGGGCUGCUGUCUUCCCGUUGGCACGGCCACUUCCCCAGCUGCUGUAGCGCCCUCCUGUGGAUUUAGUUUCAGUUGCACUUUAAGCACGGUGUUCCCUUUUGAAUUGAUUUACCCAAUUGUAUGUCAUAUAUUUUUUUAUUUUUACGUAUCGAACAUUUAGAGAAUUGUGUUUGUCCUGUUCUGGGACAAAAUGUCAUUUUUGUUGCAUAGUUUACCCCCCACGAUGGAACAGUGGUUGAAUAUUUAUUUUUUUGUGUUGGUUGAAGGAUUUUGUUUACAUGUGUCUUGGUGGUAUAUUACAUUAAUGUAGCGAUAAAAUGUUAAAUCUAAUAUUAAAUGUAACGUGACCCCCCCCCCACACCGUAAAAAGCCACUCAUUAGCAUUGCUGUUAUUGCUGUUUUUUUACAGUUCUGUCCUUUUCGUAAACAGUGUGGCAUUAUUUUCACUUGAUCCUCAUGCUGCGCCGGCAGAGUCUCUCCUCUCCUUGCAGUGCUUCCCGCUGUCCUGUGCUGUGGUCGGAAGGUGUAGCUCUGGAGCUCUGAAUUCCCACAUUCUCACGUCCUUUGGGCUUCUGGAAGCCGGCAUUGAUUGGCCCUGAUAGUGUCCUUACCUACGAUUCUUCCUCAAAAGGUGGGAAACUGAUAAAAGCUAGAGGCUCCUGUUUGCUUUGGUUUAAAUAGCUGGUGGUUGUUAGUGGACCAGUCGUCUCCUGGCUGUCACGUGGUAACCGGCAGAAUACGGACGUUCCCAUUCUUAAGACUGGCGUGUUACUGGCCCCUUUUGUGAAGGUGUGGUGGUGAUCUCGCCUCCCCAUGCCUGCACUCCCACCGUCUCCUGCAUUCAGGCCCUCUCUCCGCUUACUCACUCCUCCUCGACAAUCUGCUCAUGUGCUUUCUGCUAACUGCUCGGUCUGUCUCCCUGCAUGUUUCUCUGACUAUAUUACGUAUCUCUUGAGACAAUGACAAAAAUGCCUUAGUUCAGAGUCAGAACUAAAGUCAGCGCAGUUGUAAACGUCUGUCUGUACUUUCGGCUGAUCUGUAUAUUUUGUCUGCUAUGAAAUUCCGUCUAUAAAUAAACUAAAAUUCUGUCAUGUC